Messenger RNA from Polyodon spathula (Mississippi paddlefish), 7219 nucleotides. RefSeq names its product ankyrin repeat domain-containing protein 50. NCBI's taxonomy places the organism in Eukaryota, Metazoa, Chordata, Actinopteri, Acipenseriformes, Polyodontidae. The coding region runs from base 1246 to 5505 and encodes 1419 amino acids. The record is from RefSeq and is a predicted model, not a curated record. The transcript has 5 exons. Gene Ontology annotation, molecular function: protein binding.
GUUCAGUCUAGGUCUGUGUUUGAUGGCAGGAGGAGCACCGACAGAGAGAAAACAGAAAGGAGCAAACGGACGAACUAAAGAGAAAAAGGACACAUGAUAUUUUUGAGAAUUGAAAGCUUGCAUGGAGCUUAAGGAUUUGAAAACGAGUUUAUCGAAAUAAGUACAAAAAAUUAAAAAAAUAAACAUAGACCGUGUUGCAAAGAGAAAGAGACAGCUGGUUAGUGGGACGAGAGAGAGAGAGAAAAAAACAAAAAAAACCCCGCAACCACCACGAGAGGUGUGCACCCAGAAAGUGGGAGAGAGGCUGUGAUAAGUAUACUGGCAUUCUGGGACAGUGUCCUCAGUUUAAUGAAGAAGAAAAAAAAACCCAGGCUUAAAUAAUGUGACAAACCUUUGCUAAACUGGAAGCAACAUAUUGCAGCUUGUCACACAAAGAUGAGAGAUGAGUCAGAUAAACCAAUGUGAACAGAAUUUCCAAGCAUUGUGCACACAUAUGUCACAUAUGAGAGAUCUUUGUUGCAUGGACGGUAACUGAACCAAAAUUAUGUUGCACUGCCUUAUUACUUUGUUUUGAAGAUAACAAAGACAGGAUUUUGAUUGCGAUUCAUAUGCAGCUGUGACAUAUUGCUGCACUUCAGCAAAACCAAAAUAAUAACUUUGAAUGCUGCUUGUUCAACUCUUGUCCAAACACCAACUAUUUCAGUAUUCAGUGGGGGAGCAGCCAACUUCCAAAGUUUCCAGAUGUACAGUAUUUUGUUAGACCUGUAAAUGAACACUUGGAAUGAAACAGUACUUUCAGGACAUGUUAAAGCUCUGACAUUACUACAUAGCUUUUUCCAGAUGUAUUGUCCAUUCUCUUCACUGAAAACAUACACAUUGUUAUAUGAGAUCCAGAUGGAGCUAUGGGGUUGACCUACAAAGCCAUAUGAAAAGUAUUAUCCAACAGUGGAAUCAAGCGCACUUUUUAAAAACUUUAGACAAUACCUUUGCACUUAAACAUCAUUUCAUGCAACGCACCACCAGUGGGAAGACUCUACAUUUUUAAUAAAAGAAACAAGAAAUAGGGGGCAUCAGGCCAGCCAUAAUUACAAUUGUGAAUUUCUUUGAAAGUACUUACUUGAAGCUGUUGUGGCAACAAGAUCAGAAUGAGUGAGUGAGAGAGUGCGAGAGACUAUCUUGUUUUAGUUUACAGCCCAGAAAAUGAACAUAUCCAUGUGAGGAAUUACUGUAACAGCAGGAUUCACAAUGGCACAAACCAGUUUGUUGCAGGGAAAGAGGUUUUACUGCAGGGAGUGGGUUUUCCACAAGCUCCAGCACUGCCUCCAGGAGAAAACAAACAGUGUUAAUAGCACGCCUAACAAACAGGCUAGUGUAGCAAACCCUGUGAGCAAUUCCAGCACUGUUCCCAGCAAAGCAGUAGCCUGGGGAGUGCUGCUGGUGGGGGGUCCUGGCAGUGGGAAGACCGCUUUGUGCACCGAGUUGCUGUGGCCAAGCUCACCUCAGGGAUUGCAAAGGGGGACACACCGGCAAGUGCUGGCUUUCCAUUUCUGUCGGGCGGACGACUCUGACACGCUCUGUGUGAGUGGCUUUAUUCGGGGGCUGGUGGCUCAGAUUUGCCACAGUGGACUAAUACAGGGAUAUGAGGAGACAGUAAGAGACCCUGCAUUUCAGAGUGCUUUGCAACCUGGCGAGUGUGAAAGGAAUCCCGCAGAGGCUUUCAAAAGGUGUAUUCUCCUUCCACUCCUUGGAGCGAAACCUCCACAGCAGUCUGUCUUCAUCCUAGUGGAUUCAAUUGAUGAGGGGUGUCACUUUGGUGAAGGGGAGCAGCGAUCAUCAAGCUCCUCUAGAACUAUAGCAGAACUUUUAGCAAGCCACCAUGAGUUCUUCCCGCCCUGGUUGCUACUUCUAUGCUCUGCCCGGAAACAAAACAAAGCAGUCACAAAAUUGUUUACAGGUUUUCGUAAAAUCAGCCUUGAUGACCUCCGUAAAGCUUAUAUAGUCAAGGAUGUUCAACAAUAUAUUCUUCACCGAUUAGAUCAAGAAGAAGCUCUGAGGCAACACCUCACAAAAGAAACUGCAGAGAUGUUAAAUCAGCUCCACAUAAAAAGCAGUGGUUGCUUCCUCUACUUGGAACGAGUACUGGAUGGAGUUGUUGAAAACUUCAUCAUGCUGCGAGAGAUUCGUGACAUCCCAGGGACGCUAAAUGGACUCUACCUGUGGCUUUGCCAGAGACUUUUUGUGAGAAAACAGUUUGCAAAAGUCCAGCCAAUCCUGAAUGUGAUUCUGGCAGCGUGUCGCCCCCUAACAGUCAUGGAACUUUAUCACGCGGUAUGGACAAAAAAUAUGUCAUUGACAGUGGAGGAAUUUCAAAAGAAACUAGAUAUUCUGUCGAAGCUUCUUGUUGAUGGCCUUGAGAACACAAAAAUCCUUUUUCAUUACAGUUUUGCAGAGUGGUUGCUGGAUGUAAAGCACUGUACACAAAAGUAUUUGUGUAAUGCAGCUGAGGGACAUAGGAUGAUGGCUAUGAGUUACACUUGCAGAGCCAAGGAACUUGCACCACUGGAGGUGCAGGAAUUUGCAUUGCACCUGAUUAACUCUAGCUUACAGUUAGAGCCCUGUAACUUAGCACAGUGGAUGGUGUGGAACGGCACCCCUACAAAAGACUCAUUGACAACCUCAAUUCCAAAAGAACAAGAAGUGUUACAGUUGUUGGUAAAAGCUGGUGCUCAAAUCAAUAGUGAAGAUGAUCGUGCAUCUUGCAUCGUACAGCAGGCCUUGGAAAGGGAAGACUCCAUUAAGACUUUAUUAGAUAAUGGAGCUUCUGUAAACCAAAAUGACUCCAGUGGAAGAACUUUGUUAGCUAAUGCUGCAUACAGUGGAAAUCUUGAUGUGGUUAACUUGCUCAUUUCCAGAGGAUCCAGUUUGGAGAUUGAAGAUGGUCAUGGACAGACAGCACUUACACUUGCCGCGAGGCAGGGGCAUACCAAGGUGGUGAACUGCUUAAUUGGCUAUGGGGCAAAUAUCAAUCACACAGAUCAGGAUGGUUGGACAGCACUGAGGUCUGCAGCCUGGGGAGGACACUCUGAGGUGGUAUCUGCACUUUUGUAUGCUGGUGCCAAAGUAGACUGUGCUGAUGCUGACAGUAGAACUGCCUUGAGAGCAGCAGCUUGGGGAGGACACGAGGACAUUGUGCUUAAUUUGCUCCAGCAUGGAGCAGAAGUCAAUAAAGCCGAUAAUGAAGGAAGAACUGCACUCAUUGCAGCGGCAUAUAUGGGCCACAGAGAAAUUGUGGAGCACCUGCUUGAUCAUGGAGCCGAGGUAAAUCAUGAAGAUGUCGACGGACGGACUGCUUUAUCAGUAGCUGCACUGUGUGUGCCUGCUAGCAAGGGACAUGCAUCUGUAGUCAGCCUUCUUAUUGACCGGGGAGCAGAAGUUGACCAUUGUGACAAGGAUGCCAUGACUCCUUUGUUGGUAGCAGCCUAUGAAGGACAUGUUGAUGUAGUCGAUUUGCUGCUUGAAGGAGGAGCAGAUGUUGAUCAUACAGACAAUAAUGGGCGCACUCCUCUUCUUGCAGCUGCUUCUAUGGGCCAUGCCUCGGUUGUAAACACCCUCUUGUUCUGGGGAGCAGCUGUGGAUAGUAUUGACAGUGAAGGAAGAACUGUAUUGAGUAUAGCAUCGGCACAAGGGAAUGUGGAAGUUGUACGGACUCUACUGGACAGAGGAUUAGAUGAGAAUCAUAGAGAUGAUGCUGGCUGGACUCCACUGCAUAUGGCCUCAUUUGAAGGGCAUAGAUUAGUGUGUGAAGCUCUUAUUGAACAAGGUGCCCGAUGUGUUGAAGUUGAUAAUGAUGGUCGAAUUCCAUUGAUAUUGUCUGCCCAAGAAGGUCAUUAUGACUGUGUUCAGAUACUGCUUGAAAACAAAUCCAGUGUUGAUCAAAGAGGCUACGAUGGUAGGAAUUCAUUAAGAGUCACAGCCUUAGAAGGUCAUAGAGACAUUGUUGAACUGCUUCUUAGUCAUGGAGCAGAUAUAGAUGGUAAAGAUGCUGAUGGCCGCCCUACUCUAUACAUCUUGGCACUUGAAAAUCAACUGGCGAUGGCAGAAUAUUUCUUAGAAAAUGGAGCAAAUGUGGAAAUAAGUGACACAGAAGGAAGAACAGCUCUUCAUGUUUCCUGCUGGCAAGGUCAUUUAGAAAUGGUGCGGUUGUUGAUUAACUAUCAUGCCGAUGUCAACUCUGCUGAUAACGAGAAACGUUCUGCUUUGCAGUCUGCUGCGUGGCAAGGACACACCAAGGUAGUCCAGCUGCUGAUUGAUAAAGACACUCAUGUUGAUCACACGUGUAAUCAGGGAGCCACUGCACUCGGCAUUGCAGCCCAAGAAGGACACUUUGAUGUGGUUCAGAUACUGUUGGAACAUGGUGCUGAUCCAAACCAUGCAGAUCAAUUUGGCCGCACAGCAAUGAGAGUUGCAGCAAAAGGGGGUCACUCCUCAAUAAUUAAACUCCUUGAAAAGUAUGGAGCCUCUAGUCUGAAUGGCUGUAGUCCUUCUCCUGUACACACAAUGGAACAAAAAGCCCCCCUUUCUGUUGCAUCAAAAAUGCAGUCAAUAACAAUAAAAUCCAACAGCUCUGGCAGCACAGGUAUAGGGGAUUUGCAGCCUUCAGUCCGCGGCAUGUCAAAUGGACCUGUCCAUGCCUUCAGCUCUCCUUCAGAAUCUCCUGACUCAACUGUGGAUCGGCAAAAGUCCUCACUUUCUAAUAACUCUCUUAAAAGUUCAAAAAACUCUUCCUUGCGAACAACAUCUUCUACCGCAACUGCCCAGACUGUACCUAUUGACAGUUUCCAUGCUAUGACUUUUACUGAACAAAUUCAGCAGCAUUCUUUGCCUCGUAGCCGAAGCAGACAGUCCAUUGUUUCACCCUCUUCGACAACUAGGUCUAUAGGACAGCAUGCUAGUACCCCCUCCUGUGAAUUUGAAUGGAGUCAAGUAAAGCCCAAUCUGAAGUCAACUAAAGGAGGUAAACCUGGGAAAAAUGGCUCAAGCAAGGAAUGUUCAGGAGGAAGGAAGUCCAAGAACAGUGGUUCCUGUCAACCACAAGUUUUAGAAUAUGAAAUGACACAGUUCGACAAGAAAAUGGCUGUAACAAAGCCUGUAUCAAAUGUGGGAGUGACCAUAAAACAGAUUCCAGUAGAGCCUCUAUGUAAAAUUGUGGUUCCACCACCUCAGCUAGAUGUUGGGAGAUCACAUCAACAAUUCCUAAUUCAGCAACAAAACAGUGCAGAAAAGAAAAGGACCGGCAUAAUGACCAACCCAAACUACCAUCUUCAAGGAAAUCAGGUUUUCUUUGGAAGAGUUUCUGUCCCGAGAACUGUACAAGAUAGGGGACAUCAGGAGGUAUUGGAUGGUUAUCCAGUGGGAGAGACAGAAAUAACCCUUAAACAAGCUCUUAAACUUCAGAUUGAAGGAACAGACCCCAGCUUUAACUACAAAAAGGAAACUCCAUUAUAGCUGAUGUCUUGAACAGUGUCCAUCAUAUAAAAAUGGGAAAGACUGAGCCAAAGGAACUUCUUAUCUGCAGAAAACGGAAUUCAUUUUUUCCCCACAAUCCAGAGCGUAAGCUUUGGACACCUCUUAAAAAUGCCUGGAGAAGAAUGUGAUUGCUGCACACGGAUUACAUUGACUGAUACUGCUAUGUGCCUGCAGUUGUGAUGGCCUUUUCAGUGUAACCCUGCACGCUUUAUCAUUUUUAUUUAAUGUGUCAUGUAUUUAAUAUGCAGAAUAUGCACUUUUCAUAAAGUAGUUUUUUUCCCCAACAGAUCCAUUAUUGGAAAGACAUCAUGUGGAUUUGUGUUUAUACCAACAUACACUUCAGGGGGAGGUGGAGUUGGGGAGUUGGAAAGAAGAAUAUAUUGAAAUACGUAAUACAUUGUAGGUCCAGAAUUUGACAAUAUAACAUUAUCUUCAUCUAUAAUUUGCCUUUAGGAGUUCUCAGCAAUGGGAAGUAAAUAAUAUUCCACUCAUAAUACAAAAUAUGUAAAUGUACUAUGGUUCCUGUAUAUUAUAUGUUACCCAUGCUGAUAGUAAUGGUAUUUUACAGUUUGGGUAUAAUCAAAGCUAUUUAUUAUGGAAAAGCCACUUGCAUUGCAUAUCAUAUGUUGUACCAUGGUGCUGUAGUGAUUGUAUACCUGAGAUAUUUGGGGGCUGUGUUUGAUCCCAGUCUUUUUUUUUUUUUUUUGAACACCAUAGUAUUAUUGGACCCUCCUGAGGGGGUAGCUAAAAACAUAAAGAACAAAUGCAUUUACUUUGUCCCUGUGGGACAUUUACUAAUUGGAAGACUGGGUAGAAUUGAGGCUCAAAUCAUUUUGGUUUAAAAUGUAGUGUGCCAGAAAAUGUGUGGUUUGUCACAGAAACACGUGCAGUGCAUUUAUAAUACUAAACCUACAGGAAUCCUUGUAAUGCAGAAGGAUACUGCUAAAGUAUUAUGUUUUUUAGGGUGAUUUUGCUCAUCAUUGGGAUUACAUAGAAACCUUUUUGGUUACAUAGUGUCUAUUGUGGGAAAGGUAUAUAGAUCUCUGGUUUCACGAGGGGCUAGGAUUUCUAGACUGGUUUGAGCAUUGGGUGCAGUCAUAUUUGGUUUGAAACAGAUUUUGGAAACCCAAUGUGGGUCAUGAGUUAGUCUAGGAAGAAACAGAGAGAAAAAAUAUUGUUUUCAGAGGCUGCAUUUCAAAUCCUCAUGGGAUGGGUUUGUGAAAAAGCUUGGAAUUGGAGCGUGAAGAGCUCUCAGAGUUUGAACAUCUGUUUUUACUGGGCUUGUUAAGGGUAUGGGUUUGUUUUUUUAGUAAUGUCAAUUCUGCUGGUUAUUCACUUUUUUUUUUAGAUCUUUCAUUUAUACUAUUACACAAAGUUCAUAACAGUCAGAAAACAAUGUAUACAGAACUACAUUUCAUUAAGGAAAGAAGAUAUAUACAUUUCAUUAAGGACCAGAAAAUAUAGCACUGCAUCAAACAGUAUUGGAUAAAAGCAGUUAACUAAAGCGUUUCAGUUUUUUGCUUUUGAUGUGCAAGCCAGCAACAAAUGGGAUUUAUAAAUAGGAAGGAGAGGGUUUGUUUAAAGAGUUUCUUGCCCUCGUAUCCCAGACAGUAUCCAUAAUCAUUUUGCCAACUUUUUUUUUUUAACUUUUUUUUUUUUUUUUGGUGCAAAUGCCUGUUCAUCCAAUUAGGCA